AUGACUUUGAAUAGUGACAAUCGACAGUUUGUUCUGAUUCUUCAUGGCUUCGAUGAAACUGAGAAUUGGACAACUUGGACAAAAAUGACCGAACCGUUGUACAAUCGAGGUUUAUAUUCAGUGAUUCUUGUUGAUUUACCAGGUUUCGGUCGAUCGAGUGGCCGUGAUUUAAACCAAGCGAGCUGGAAACGACAUGCACCAGAGAUUGUCGUUGCUAUUCUUUCGAGUUUUCACAUUAGAAAACCUGUCAAUGUAAUUGCUACGUGCGGAGGAUCAGCUACUACAGUACGCACUAUCAAUCGAUAUCCUUUAUGGUUUCGUGAUCGCAAUCUCGUUUUCACAAACUCUGUAAUAGGUGACUUUGGCGAAUCAAAAGUCGGGGACUUUGAAAACAUUUUAACACAAUUCAACAUUCAUAUCGUCGUCCAUUGGUUUCCUGAUCAGGAUCAUACUCAUCAUUGUGUGGCAUACAAACGAUGGAAUAAAUUACGUCAAUCAGGCUUUCGUCAUUUACAACUGAUCGAUUUUGAUUCUGUGAAGCAAACGUCACAGCGUGUCUAUCCUGAAGUAAAAGUCUCCAAUAUUGGUCGUUGUGCAUCAAAAGAUAAGGCAACAGUGUACCAGCUCAGUGACGAGUACAUCCAACAGAUUAUUAAUACAUUGUCACAAAGCUGA
Molecule: messenger RNA, 675 nt
Organism: Rotaria sordida
Lineage: Eukaryota; Metazoa; Rotifera; Eurotatoria; Philodinida; Philodinidae
Source: the annotation of a GenBank genome assembly